Phytophthora infestans T30-4 is the source of this 2061-nucleotide messenger RNA. RefSeq names its product protein kinase, putative. The transcript has a single exon. Bases 1 to 2061 code for a protein of 686 amino acids. Gene Ontology annotation, molecular function: ATP binding; protein kinase activity. Lineage: Eukaryota; Oomycota; Peronosporomycetes; Peronosporales; Peronosporaceae. Gene Ontology annotation, biological process: protein phosphorylation. The record is from RefSeq and is a predicted model, not a curated record.
AUGCCAGCCGUCAAGCUCCUCAUCAUUCCAAGAAUCGCCAAACGGGUGAAGCGGGUGACUGCUCUUGCCUCUGUACUUGCAAUCUCCUCGAGUAUGGUACGAGGUCACACGAUCCGCUUGCGGAGUCUGGAGUCAACGUCACCAUUACCAUCAGGCUUAUCGUUCGCUUUCGAUGGCACCAACUCGGACAUCGCCCAGCAGCUCUACGUUCGACACAAGGCUGGAGACACCGACAUUAAAGUCUCACUUAGCUCGGUUCCAACGGGUGUAGCCAACCGCCUGGCAGAUCUCAACAUCCGGUUCAGUGAUUUACCUGGACUCGUCCAACGCGCAGUGCUCUGGGAUACAGGCUUCGCUCUCUCUCCGUCCAAUGAAGCAGUUCAAAUCUGGACGAUGGAUGACUACACUAUGGCAAAUAUCGCAGUCCCGAAAGAAGAAGUCAGUGGAGAGGGAUGCACGUUCAAGAACUGUACGCAACCGAACAAUGCGUUGGCUUACUACACUUUAAUAUGCUCUGGAGCUCAGAUGGUCAACGUGUCGAGGUGUGUCGCUGAUACGUUCGUGGACUCGGCUGCUACCAGCUACUUGGGCUCAAUGUGGUCGGUGGGUGGAGACCUGGACAUGAUCCCGUACAUUCGACUUCGAGAUCACUCGUGGGUGGACCCCGUGACUGAAGUUUCCUAUAGUGUCUACGCUGUCCACACCACUUCGGUGGCUGACGAUCCAGCUUGGAACGUUUGUCCUGCAGACAAUGGCUACGGGGCGGUAACAGUGCCAUGCCAUAGGAGAGACGAGUUUACAGACCAAGAGAUGGAAGCUAUGAACACACCGACUGGAAGCGCAUGGGUGGCAAAGUGGCUGGAAGAAGAAUUUGCUCAAGGUUCUGGUUUUGAUACACUGCUGUUGAUUCCCAUCAUCUCGGGGGCUGUAGUCUUCGUCGCAGUGAUUGGUGUCGGCCGGUUCUACUGGAAACGGAAGGAAGAGCACAAGAUUGACGAGACGGUGUCCACCACGUGUGACCUGGCUACAGUCUCGCCGCAAUAUAUGAGUGGAAGUACCGUACCAUUGCCGAAAUACACGUCUGGCACACCCGAUCCUGCUCUUCGACCCACAGUCAUGACGACGCAGGGAUCGUUCCUCUCAACGUACGAGAGUGCUGGGUCCUGUAGAACGCUAAAGAUUCUGCUUCGUAGUCAGCAUCUAACGGAGAAGCGGAUGCCUUACGAGAGUAUCGCAUACCAACAAGCUCUAUCCAAGGGCUCGUCAGGAGAAGUGUGGCUGUGCGAACACAACGGACAGCAAGUUGCCAUCAAGAGAUUACUGCAGAACAAACAGCAAAAGGCUGAAAACGUCCAAGCGUUUGCUGAAGAGAUCGAGCUGACUGCUAGUCUGGAUCACCCUCAUGUUGUCAGCUUCAUUGGAGUGGCUUGGAACACCCUCAACAACUUGGUGAUGGUGCUGGAGUACGUUCCUAUGGGGAGUCUGCAGACUUAUCUGGACCAGAACGCAGACUUGUUAUCGUGGGCAAGAGAUAAAAUCCACAUGGCUGUCGGCAUCGCUCAAGCUCUGGACUAUUUACACGGUCACACCCCGUCUCUGAUCCACCGAGACUUAAAGUCGACCAACAUUUUGCUGACUCACAUGUUGGAACCGAAGCUCAUUGACUUUGGAGUGAGUCGUGGGACUGCCGACCUCACCAUGACAGCUGGAGUGGGCACACCAUACUGGACUGCACCGGAGAUCUUGGAAGGCAAGCGAUACACGGAGCAGGCAGACAUUUAUUCCUUCGGCGUCGUUUUGUCAGAGCUGGAUACUGGCAAGAUUCCCUACCACGACGCGUUGACGGGAGCUGGCGGCAGAGUGAAGCCUGUCCAGAUCUUGCAAGACGUCGUGUCGGGGGCGUUGCGGCCGACGUUCUCGAGCGAUUGUCCUCCUCGGAUACUCAGAGUGGGCUCGGCUUGUUUGGCUCAAGAUCCAGCGACGCGUCCGACGGCACAGCAGCUCGUCAGUGAGCUGGUAGGGAAAGAGAAAAGUGGAGGCGCAGAGCACUACGCCUUGUGA